This is a messenger RNA of Pogona vitticeps (central bearded dragon), 2022 nucleotides long. The record is from RefSeq and is a predicted model, not a curated record. NCBI's taxonomy places the organism in Eukaryota, Metazoa, Chordata, Lepidosauria, Squamata, Agamidae.
AACACAGCAGAUCAAGUUGGCUUUCACGUUGCAGGGGGGUUUACGGCUCUGGAGCAAAUCCUCCAGGUUGUGACAACUUCCACCAACUUGAACACAGUGUCACGGAUCCCUCUGAAGUCGCUCUGCAGUGCAAUAAACGUUUACUACUUGGCCUGCAACCACUGUGUGGAAAAUUGCACCUACGUUUUGUUCAGCAACAAGAUCACUUUUCUAAUGGACCUCUUGAUGCACCAGCUAAUGGUUUAUGUUCCAGAUGACCCUAAUGCCACCUUAGGAAGAAUCGCCAACAAGCAAGUCUUCGAAGGCUUGACAACGGGAAUCUUGAAAAUCAUGGCUGUGGUGUUUGGGUGUCUGAUCUCCAACAUGGCUCAGGGGAACAACCAGAACAGCGUACCUAAAUUAAUCCAGGAAAUGAAAAACAAGACCUCACCGGCUGAAGUCUUCAACAGUAGGAUGCAAGACCUCAUCAGCUAUGUGGUGAACAUCGGCUUAAUUGAAAAGCUGAGCUCCUGUUUCCUUUCCGUCCAAGGACCGAUUGAUGAAAACUCUAAAAUAGCCAGUUUCCUGCAGAACGCAACAGAAGCCCUGCGUGGGGUUUGCCGACUGUGUUUUGCCGUCAAUGGCAGGUCUUGGACUAUUUUUGAAGAAGCUCAUCAGGAUCCCACCGGACUGACCGCCGCCCUCGAGGCCACAGACCUGGUUGGGGUGUUGCAUAUGCUCUACUGCAUUUUGUUCCACGGGACAGCCACCGAUCUGAACGCAGCUAGCCCGAAAGAGAGUUACGGAGAGAAUACCGUCCAGGUGGCUCUUCAGAGUUUGCGCUUCUUCAACAGCUUUGCUGUUCUGGAUCUGCCAGCUUUCCAGUCGAUUGUCGGGGCUGAAGGCUUGUCCCUUGCAUUCCGGCACAUUGUGAGCUCUUUGUUGUGGUACUGCUCCCAGCACACCUGCGAGGCACUACUGCAUGAAGUCAUUGUGUGUGUUGGCUAUUUCACCGUCAACCACCUGGAUAAUCAGGUGAUUGUCCAGUCCGGCCGCCACCCCACCGUCCUCCAGAAGCUCUGCCAGCUGCCCUUCCAGUAUUUCAGCGAUCCUCGCCUCAUCAAAGUGCUGUUUCCAACCCUCAUCGCGGCGUGCUACAAUAACCCGCAGAACAAGCUCAUUCUGGAGCACGAGAUGAGUUGCGUCCUGCUGGCCAGCUUCAUUCAGGAUUUCACACAAAGUUCAAUCCAGACAGAUAACCAACAAAGGGAAAAGUCCUUAAGUCCCCUAGAUUACCUCGAACUCUCUAAUAGGUUCCCACGCCAGACCUGGGAGGAAGCAAGGCAGUUCUUCUUGAAGAAAGAGAAAAAAUAAGAUUUUGUGGACUCUUGGGUUUUGGGGUGUUUUUUUUUUCCAAAACAGCUCACCCUUUUGGAAUGGUUUCAGCAAUUUCAUAUUCCGUUUAAGCUGUUGAAAAGACUUUUUAUACUAAAAAAAUGCACAUAAUGUAGAUAGAUAUUUAUAUAAAUGUAACCUACAUAAUUUGCACUAUUUCCAUCAGAAGAAUUGUAUAUACUUUAAAAAUCCUGUUUUGUCGUUUUGAAAAUAGGUUGGUUGGUUCUUCAUGUGUGUAUAUAUAUAUAUAUGUUUCCCAAUGUUUUCUGGAUAUGUUAGACUACAACUCCCAUCGGUCCCAGACAGCAUGAUCAGUGCCAGUAUUAGUUUGGCAUGAUGGCAUUUUUCUUUGGAUGAGACCCCACAGAAGCUGGAAUGGGCUACAUCAUGGUGCCAUGGAUUUAUACCUGUGGUGUAGCAGCUCUGGCAUUGGGUUCUGAACACAAACAUUGAAAAUAAUUCUUCUGCAGUCCCUCCUGUAAAAGCCCGAUUAACAAGAGUCACACUACAGAGGUGUGCUUUUUUUUAUUUUAAUUUUUUUGCUUCUGUUCAUUUCCUCAAAUUCUAUACAGGAGGGACGGCCCAUUAGAAAGAACAAACCCCAAUGUCUUACAAUUUGUAUAGCUUGUAAUAAAAUAAUUUAUUCUG